Messenger RNA from Diaporthe batatas, 555 nucleotides. RefSeq lists its product as uncharacterized. The record is from RefSeq and is a predicted model, not a curated record. Gene Ontology annotation, molecular function: glutathione peroxidase activity; glutathione transferase activity. Gene Ontology annotation, cellular component: membrane; nuclear envelope; endoplasmic reticulum. Bases 1 to 555 code for a protein of 184 amino acids. Lineage: Eukaryota; Fungi; Ascomycota; Sordariomycetes; Diaporthales; Diaporthaceae. The transcript is spliced from 3 exons.
AUGUCGCGAAUGGACGACGACCAUCUCACAGUCCAGGUCCCCCGUGAGUACGGAUAUGUCAUCCUCGCAGCAUCCGCAACCCUCUUCAACCUGAUGUGGCACGCCCACCGCGGCUCCCCCUUCCGGCAGGCCGCCGGCAUGCCCUGGCCCUACCAGCACGCCAGCCGCGCCGAGGUCGACGGCGCCAGGACCCCGGAGCUCAAGAGGGCGCUGUACCUAUUCGACUGUGCCCAGCGGGCUCACGAAAACUUCCUAGAAAACCUCCCCUGCCUCCUCCUCCCCCUCCUGGUCUCAGGCCUCCGCUGGCCCGCCGAGGCCGCCGCCCUCGGGUUCCUAUGGAACGUGGGCCGCGUCCUGUACGCGCUGGGGUACACGCGAAACGGGCGCGCCAACCGGCUCGGCGACGCCGUCGCGGGUGUCAUGCGCCGCGUGGGUUACACCAUGCCCGGCGCGCGCAACGGCAUGGGCAGGCUGUGGGGCAGCUGGUUUAAUAUCGUCCAGGUCGUGCUCAUGGGGAUGGCCGUGAGGGUUGGGUGGGAUAUGGUGCGGGUUUGA